This is a messenger RNA of Phyllopteryx taeniolatus (common seadragon), 897 nucleotides long. RefSeq names its product insulin-like. Gene Ontology annotation, molecular function: hormone activity. The record is from RefSeq and is a predicted model, not a curated record. The transcript is spliced from 3 exons. NCBI's taxonomy places the organism in Eukaryota, Metazoa, Chordata, Actinopteri, Syngnathiformes, Syngnathidae. Gene Ontology annotation, cellular component: extracellular region. Bases 290 to 625 code for a protein of 111 amino acids.
UUAUCUGAACUCUGCUGUAUGGCCAUAAAGAGUAAAUGACUUAGUGCUACUCAAGAGCAGAUCAGCAUACCUACAGGUCAGGGUGUUAAUAAAAGGACCAGAGUGUCACACCAAAGCUGACAAAGGACAAGUGCAUGUGAGGAGAUACUGUGUCUUGGAAAUGUAGCCAAGUGGAGAUGUUCUCUGUACCUGUAUAACCCAGUAGGUCUGCUCCCCUUUCAUCUGCAACUUGCUGAUCCGCUGUACUGAGGCCUCAAACAAAGUGCUUUCUUUGUCAGGUCUCCAUUCUAUGGCCAAGACAUCAUGGGUGUUGUCCAUUCUGUUUCUGCUGGUGUUUCGGACUCCAUGGAUCACCUGCGUACCUACCCAGCACCUCUGUGGCUCCCACUUGGUGGAUGCACUGUAUUUCGUAUGUGGAGAGAGGGGCUUUUUCCACAGUACGAAACGACUUCACAAGAGGGAUCUGGAAAACUUGCUCAGGUUCCUGUCUAAAAGGGCCAGACAAGAACAGCAGCUGUGGAGGAGGUUUUCUGGAGGCGAUGAUUCCAAGGUGAAGAGAGGCAUCGUGGAGCAGUGCUGUCAUAAGCCAUGCAGCAUUUACCACCUGGAAGGCUACUGCGACUGACUCGCUAACUAUACAUCCAGAUCCACCUGUGAAAAAAGGUCUUGAAGUGUAUGUUUGGUGAUGUACUGGCUGUGUUUGAACAACAGGGAAUAAAGCUUCAUGGCCCAUAACCAAAGGCUCCUCUCAAAAAAUGUGACUCGGUUAGGAUAUUAUGUUGCUGAAACAUAGGUUUCGAUCGUCAUUUCCAUCUAUAACUGCAAUCCUACAGUGCUCUCUGCUGGCUAGCAACAGUAACGGCCAGUGGGAUUUAAAAAUUAAUUCAGCCACACCUC